Petromyzon marinus (sea lamprey) is the source of this 5114-nucleotide messenger RNA. RefSeq names its product myelin and lymphocyte protein-like. NCBI's taxonomy places the organism in Eukaryota, Metazoa, Chordata, Hyperoartia, Petromyzontiformes, Petromyzontidae. Gene Ontology annotation, molecular function: structural constituent of myelin sheath. The record is from RefSeq and is a predicted model, not a curated record. Gene Ontology annotation, cellular component: membrane. Gene Ontology annotation, biological process: myelination.
AUUUACACCAACCUCAUUCCUGUUUGUGGUACGAAACGAUCUUUUAAAAUAUUCUAGCUAUAAUUUACUAUUUUGAUUGUCACUUAAGAACCAUCACUUAAUUGAUCAUGCACAACAAUGAAAUGACGCGCAGAGAUUACUUUCCUGAGCAAAGGAAUGUAAGAUAACUGGUACAUCAGUAUUCGUAUUCAUGUUUUCGCAAUGUUUUGGCGUGCAUGCGUGAGGUUGAAAACCACACCGAAUUUAAAACGGCAGGGUAAAAUUGUUAAUUUUGUUGCUGUCGAUAUGAAUAUGCUUUGCAACUGACAAUUUUUUUUCUCGAAUUAAAUUAUUCCAUGGUUGACGAAUCAUAAACAUGUAGCACUUUGGGGGUAAGUUUGGAGAACACAAUCAUCACUUGAUGAUUGGAAGGGGGGGGGGUAGAGAUGGGCAGGAGAUAUGAACCGGACGUUGAUAAAUACGCGUUCGAAUCCACGUCUCGGAUUACACUGCACGUCAAACUACCCAGCGGCCACAUCAACCGUAACAACCGUUGGCAUAUUUUAAUGGAUUUGAACAUUCACAACGUAUUUUUUCUCACGAUACAAUCCAUUUAGCUCUUGCACAUUAGCUGGUAUCUUCUCGGGCGAGGAGACCUCCAUCCACCAGUGGCUAGAUCAUGGCUGAUUGUGACUCCGCUCGCAUUCUGAUUUCUGACAGCUGGUUAAGACGAUGCAUCCCCGUGUCCUUCAACCGACGUCUCGUUAAUUAUCGGCCAGCUAAAAUAAAUGAUCGCCAUUGUCGCUUCAUUGUUGGCUCGGAUAAAUGCACCGCCUGUUUGUCAAUCCACUCCCCUUACCAUGCGAGUCGUAGCAGGCAUUGCAUAACGUCGUUCAUCACGCUGCUCUGUGGGUUGGUGGAGCUGUAGGGAGAUCUUGGACGUGGUGGGGGGGGGGGGCAUAGCAUGUACAAUGCAGUGAUGAAUAUCCUUGCACCAUUCCCUGCGCAGCCGCCGAAUGACCACUCGGAAGGUCGUUGGUAUGUCGCCCAUCCAAGCGCUAUCCAGGCUCAACCUGCAGAGCCUCGGAGGUGUGACGAGAUCGGGCGCAUUCCGAGUGAUUUGUCCACAGACUGGCUAAUAAUUAGGCGCCAGUAAACUUUCACGUUGUAUAAACGGUAUGUGCGCCGGGUUAAUGUAUAACGAGCGCUCGUCGUAGGGUUUACAUAAGCAUUCUCUGUUGUGUCUGGAACCUCAAUUCCACCCCUUUGAAGCGAGCACUUUUAUAGCUGUGCAGACAAAGUCACAAAUGUCGCUGUCUUAUGUGCAUUGCACAAUCACCACCGAGAUUGCGUAUCAUACGAAUUGUGACUUUCUUAAAGGGUGUUGUUUACCCUUUUGAAAAAGUACAUAGGUCUCGCAUACCACUAAUUGUCACUUUCCAUCAUAAUUGUCAGGUCCACUGCUCGCUUACUAAUUAGAUGAUUUUCAAUGGACACAAUUUUGGUUAAAGUCGACUGAUUUCCAUAUCGGUUAUGAUAACAGGAAUCGCAGUCUGGUACACUGCGGUGUGGAGGAGGUAUUAUCCGUCACUAUAAAAUAAGCAACGACAAAGUAGCCCUUUAGGCUAUUGCUACGCUGCACAAAAUAAACCGCACUAACCAGUUCUCGGUGUGUCUUUCUCUACUGCCGGAUAAGUUUCGCUCGGCGACCCACCCAAUUGUGCGAUCGACUAAAAUAUAUGCGCGCGUGUGUGCGCAUUAAACGCAGAGCAGCCUUCUGCUCCUAAUUGCCUUCUACAGCCAGUUGAGUGCGCUGAUAAUCAGGCGUUGCCCACCGUGCAUGUAUAGUAUCGGCGUACCGCUGUCGCGUAUUUGCGGCACGACUGUUGGCUUGUGGAUUACCACCAAGGCUAUCCUGUAAUCUCCGCUCGUUGGGCCCACAACUUUGGCAACCGCCCCAUCGCCAACCACAUUCGACCGCGAGUUCCUUCGUCUCCACGCGUGCCCGCACGCCCCGCACCCCGCCUGCCACUCGCCACGUGUUUGACGAUGGCAGCCGGAGCGGGGCAAGGUGCUGGCAGUGGCCAGAUGUGCACGCUCUCAGCGGAGCUCCCUCUGGGAGCCGACACCAUCAGGAGCCCAUCGGGGAUCAUCAUCAUCCCAGAGCUGGUAUCUGGGGCCCUCGUAUGGAUCCUGGUGGCCUCGACGCAACUCCGUGGCACCGAGAUGCACCAGGGAUGGGUGAUGUUGGUCUCCGUCAUGUUUUGCGUGUUCUCCAUCAUCCAGCUGGUGCUCUACCUCACUGGGACAGCAAAGCAGAGCAGCACUUGGAUCCAUCUGGACUUGGCGCUCAACAUGCUCGCGUUCACGCUCUACCUGAGUGCUUCAGUGCUGCAGGUCAACGCCACCAUCGCCAUGCUCAACGUGUACAUCGAAGAGUGCGGUCGCGGCAAUACGGACGUUCAGGGAGCAAUCCUUCACUUGUAUCGCGUUAAUGUCGCUGCAACGGUGUUUGCGUUUUUGACCACGGGCCUGUACGCGGUCAGCGCAUUCAUCAGCAUCCAGCGGUGGAAGCUGAAUUGAUUCGUCUCCAAGAAGCUGCCUGCUCCAAACAUUAUCGUCAAUUCGAAAGCAAGCCUAUUCUACAUACUUUGUGUGUAUUCAAUUGUAUUGGUAUAAUGUUACUGUGGCUGGGCGUAGUAUUGUCCACGUGCAAUCCAGUACUCUAGCACCAUGCAGAUGGUGACAUCAGCAUGGUGGAUCAUGCUGAUGUCACCAUCUGCGUGGGACUCCGAGUCUGCUUGAUUACACUUACCAAUGAAUAGUAUAAUAAUAAAAACAAUGUUUAUUUUCAGCCCUUUGCAUACCCACAACGUAUUGCCAUGGGGGUUGUGUUUACUAUUUUGGUACGCUAAUCAAGCGUGGGUGUCGAGGUGCCAUGCCCUAGCUUGUCAGGAGAAGGCAGAUAGAGCAAAUGGGAGCUCCACCUGCUCUAUCUGUAUGGGAUAGAGCAUUGUCCCCUCAAACACGUGGAUUUCCUGCAAGUGCUCCGGUUUUCUCGCACAUGUAAACAGAAUUAAUUGGCUGAAAACUUCUUGUAUCGACGGCCCCAGAGCUUGGGCAAACGUUGGCAUCGCCUCACUUUGUGGCUGCCUUCCCGCUUGUCUGUGGCCCCUCGCGCCUCCGAGUCAUUCUUUCUCUUAGAGAGCGAGCAAACACUGCGCCUGUUAUAAGUUGAAAUGUUUAGUAAAGGUGCAGUGUGGGGUGUUACCCAGAUGUCAGGCGCUGCUGGUGAUAUACCAUGUGGCCGGUAACACAGUUCACUGACAACUGCGCCACCAAUCCCCCAAGUAGCAAAAGAGUGACGCACACAAAUAAUAAACAGACAUCAAGCGUAACUCGACAUGUACACCGGAAAACUAUGGGCUCUAUAUCCUGUAUGUAAAUGUAUAUUGAUUAUAUGGAGAGGUGGACUUCCUGUCUAUUCAAUAGACAUUACCUAUGAGCCUCCACCACAGCAUGUAGAGAGUUUUCAUGAAGGACAACAAUUAGGUUGUCAGUAUUGCUGCUCAAAGUGUUUUAUACUUUGUCCGUGUGAGAUUUCUCCAAGAAUCCUGGUGUCCUCCCAUCUACAAUUCAUAACCCUCACAUGCACAGGAACCCCCGAAACGUGAUGGAAAUGUUACGUAUGAUUAAAUAGCUUUCACCUAUAUAGCAUAGCAGUCGACCACAGUGAACACGACGCAUGAGAGAGUUGAGGAAUUCACAAAGAUACCAAUGGAGGACCUUACUGAAAAUGCCUUGUGAUUCUGCUGAGCAUUUUGGCAAUAAAUAUAAUUAUGUAGUAUUACGAUUCACACAAAGAGGUGAGAUAAAUAUUUUAACACUGAAAUGUGUAUAAUUGCCAGACUUUGUCUUAUUACAUCCUUCCAAAUUUGACCCCAUAUUUCGACAGUGGGACUUCCAAUUUCGCCCGGUUGGCAUGGGCCCGGGUACAAGGAAUGAAAUGGGUUGCCCCACGCCUCCCCCCCCCCCCCCCUUCAUUGCCCAGAACCGGAGGCCUUUUUUUCCAGUGGACCCCAGUGCAGUUGCACUGCCUGCACACUCUGGCUCCGUGUGCUGAUGUAUGCAAAGGCAAUACCGAUGCACGUUGUGAUUAUGAAGCAAAUUGUAGAAAUCCAUUUUGUAAGGGGUCAUUUGUUGGUGUGUCGUGAUUUGUCCCCCUCAUAUUCAAUUAAUUAUCAGGAAUCUGAGGUUUACAUUGGAUUAUUUUUAUCGUGAUUUUUUUUAUAUAUAAAGUGGGCUCUGGUGGAUCGAAUAGUUACCCGAAUAAAAAAUCUGCACGUGUGAUUUAUUGCACAUAUCAUGAGCAUAAGAAUACAUUUUAAUUGGUUAAUUGCUGUAUCAUUACACCUAAAUCGACCAAAUGUAUUUUGAUGCUCAACUAGGACAAAUUGAGCUGGCAGCUAAUUCAUUUGUCAACCCCGCCCACUUUUUCAUAACCACGCCCACUCCAUCACUAGCACUGUCCACACUCUCAGUGGCCUCCCUCUUUCUUACAUUGGCCCUGCUUACUACCCACAGGCCCUGCCCACUAUAAACCCCACCCACUACUCGGGUAGCUUUCCCCCAUGGCCGGUAUCAUUAAGCAAGCAUGGAACCCAGGACAUUUUAAAAUAGUUUGCACACCAAGGCAGCUUUUCUGAAACGUGGCCUGUUCCGGCCAAAACCAGGACGUUUUAGUGGCCUUAAUAGCGCUCCGAGUAAUUUGUUUUGCGCCAAUUUUUUAUCAGAGAGCCUGAACCUUGGAAAGUUCCAUUCCCUCCUUUGCGCGAUCGAUAUUCGUGCCAAGCAAACUACGCAAGAACAAUGGCAACAUUGUUUAUACAAAGUUGUAGCUAGGGGUUGAGAAUGAUAAGACUAGGAUUAUCGUUAUAUUUUCUUUUCGGAUUAUUGUUUUCUUUUCCACCUUUCACACGUGUAGAAAUAUCGAAUGAAUUUUUUUUCCCCACGUGUGAAAUAAUACACAUCCUUGUCGAAUGACAUUGUUUUGUCACGUGAUAUUAACUAUUUGUAAAUAUUGUACUGGAAACUGUUAUCUCCACUGUUCUAUGCAAAUAAAAAUCUGAAAUAUA